AUGUCAUCCAAGGACAAACUGCGAUUCACGGACGCAGAAGACGUUCUGCUCCCUCGGGAGGUCAACGCAAAGCUCCCGUUCAAAGCCAAACGAGGAACAGUGAUCAUUGUGUGGAACGAGGUCGCAGAUGCCGUCAACUCUAAUGAAGAGUUUAAUCGAGUUGGAAUUGAUGGAAAGCGCGCCCUCAAUCGUUUCACCCUGCUGAUGGACAACAAUCACUCCAGCAACGAAGCAUCGUCGCGUGCGUCAGGCAUUGAGGAAGAGUACGACGAAAAGACGCAGCUUCUUGACGAGCUGCACUCAGAGUUCGAAGACUGGAAGACUCAAGACAAGGUUCGCCUGGACGAAGCGGCACGGGAAGCCGAACGGAUCGAGAACAUGGGACUUGCGAUACGAGAGCAGGCUCUACAGUCAUUGGUUAAACGAAAGUCCACUGAAACGUACGAAAAGGACUACGAGGACAGGCAAAACGUGCGAGCACUCGAACUACAAGAACGUGAAGCCGUGCGGGUCAUAGAGUGCGAACAACGACAACGUGAGCGAGAAAUGUACAUGGAACAAGUACGAAUUCAACAUGAGACCAUGAUUAAGCUACUUCAAGCGUUGACUAAGCAAUAA
Molecule: messenger RNA, 618 nt
Organism: Aphanomyces invadans
Lineage: Eukaryota; Oomycota; Saprolegniomycetes; Saprolegniales; Verrucalvaceae
Exons: 2
Coding region: 1-618 (205 amino acids)
Source: RefSeq, a predicted model, not a curated record